Molecule: messenger RNA, 3555 nt
Organism: Pieris macdunnoughi
Lineage: Eukaryota; Metazoa; Arthropoda; Insecta; Lepidoptera; Pieridae
Source: the annotation of a GenBank genome assembly
AUGGGCAAAAAAAGAUACAAUGCUAAGGCGCGCCAAGUUGUAAAAACGAAUGUUGAUAACUCUAAAACUAAUGAGAUAAAAUUGGAAUUUGCUAAUGAUGAAUAUGGAUCUAAAGACCCUAGCAAUCUCUUGGCUUUGCCAUCUAAAAAAAGGCAAACUAAGAUAGUAACAGAAAAGAAAGAGAAAACUAGGUUUCUGUCUAAGGCUCAGAGGAAGAGAUUAGAAAAAGUCCUUGACAAAAAGAAGAAAAAAGAGAAUCGGGCAAAUUUAUUAGAGUCCUUAUCUCAAGUACAAGCAAGUCAAGAUGAAGUUAGUCGAUUCACUACCAUUUCAGCUAUUCAAACACUUGGACUAAGAAAACUAAGUGAACUUAACUAUGAAACAGCUGAAAUUAAGCAACAACAAAAUUCUGAAAUAAAUGAAACUAAAAAGUUUAGCAGUAUUGCAGGUGCAAAAAAACGAUUACGUCUUUUAAAAUUAGAGAAUUCUGAUAAAAUAAAGAAAAAGAAGUAUGAUCCCAAUACUGUUAGUUUAGAAGAAUCAUCAGAAGAGAGCUCUGUUGAAGAAACAGAUGAACAAUCUGAUUUAGAACCCCCAGAAAGUCAAGAUAUGGCAUCAGAAACGAAUAGUAAAGACAGAGUCCAAAGCUCAAUAGAUUGUAAUACAAAUAUUGGUAAACAAAUAGCUAAGGAGCCUAAAAAUCCUAAUGAAGCCAGCAAGAUAGAUUUAACACAGGAUGUUAAAGUGAAAACUCAAAUUACAAAAGAAGAAAAAGUUAAAAAGCCAUUAACACAUGAAACAGUACACAUAGAAGUGAAAAGGGAUCCAAAAGUUCAAGUAGCAAGAUUAAAAUUGCCAAUUUUGGGUGAAGAACAAAGAAUAAUGGAACUGAUAAAUGAAAAUGAAUUUCUUAUUGUAGCAGGAGAAACUGGUAGCGGUAAAACAACUCAGAUACCCCAGUUCCUCUAUGAGGCGGGAUAUGCGGAGAAGCAAAUGAUCGCUGUAACUGAGCCACGGCGAGUUGCUACUGUUGCUAUGUCGGCCAGAGUCGGUCAUGAAUUAGCGCUUACGAGUAAAGAGGUCUCAUAUCUCAUGCGGUUUGAGGGUAAUGUCACUAAGGAUACGAAGAUUAAGUUUAUGACUGAUGGUGUUCUCCUUAAAGAAAUUCAGUCAGAUUUUCUUCUAAGCAAAUAUUCAGUGGUUAUAAUUGAUGAAGCGCACGAAAGGAGUGUGUAUACGGACAUAUUAUUGGGGUUGUUGUCAAGAAUUGUGCCUUUACGGAGGAAGCGAGGAAGUCCACUUAGACUUAUUAUUAUGUCUGCCACACUUAGAGUUGAAGAUUUUACGGAAAACACUAGAUUGUUUAAGGAACCACCACCGAUGAUUAAAAUUGAUUCAAGGCAGUUUCCAGUAACAAUACAUUUUAAUAAGAAUACAUAUGACAAUUAUCUCAAAGAAUCGUAUAAGAAGGCUGUGAAAAUACAUACACGGCUGCCGGAAGGUGGAAUACUUAUUUUUGUCACUGGACAACAAGAGGUCAACUAUUUAGUGCGUAAGUUAAAAGCGUCGUUCCCGUACAAGAAAGAUGUCGAUUACUCCAAAUUAAUAACAAAGAAACCGGUCGCUGAAACAGAUACGGCCCUGGAUUCUGAACCAGAAGACAUAGAGUCUGAUGAUGAUGAGGUAGAAAAAGAAAUGAAGCGAGCAAAAAAAGCCAGAAGGAAGGCAAAAAAGAAAGCAAAGGAGUUACCAAAAAUAAAUUUGGACGAUUAUGAUAUACCAGAAGAUGAUGGCCAGGCAGAUUUGGUGGGUCAUGAUGAUGAUAGUGAGGGUCACUUGAGUGAUUCAGACAUCGAAGACGACAUCCUAGCACCUGAAAUCAAAUCGUGUAGACAACCUCUUUGGGUGUUGCCUCUAUUUUCCAUGUUAAGUUCGUCGAAACAAGCUCGUGUGUUCGAACAGCCGCCAAUAGGUGCGCGUCUUUGCGUUGUAAGCACUGAUGUGGCAGAAACAUCUCUUACCAUACCGGCUAUUAAGUAUGUAGUUGAUUCUGGGAAGAAGAAAAUGAAGGUAUACGACCAUACAACGGGUGCGAGCGCCUGGCGUAUAGUGUGGACGUCGCAAGCGAGCGCGGAACAACGCGCCGGAAGAGCGGGACGUACGGGCCCGGGACACGCCUACCGGUUGUACAGUACUGCUGUGUUUCAACACGAUUGUCCGUCUCAUCAUCCUCCAGAUCUUUGCAGGCGACCUGUAGAUGACCUGCUGCUUCAGAUGAAGUGUAUGGGCAUUGAUAAGGUUGUGAACUUUCCGUUCCCAACUGCACCAGAUAGACUUCAACUACGGUUGGCAGAGAAACGUCUAGAAGUUUUGGGUAUUUUAGAAAAGCAUGUGUCGAAGAACAAGAAUGAUGACGAGGUAUUAAAAGUGACUUCGUUAGGUAAAGCGGUGUCAGCUUUCCCCCUUUUACCCCGCUAUGGAAAAAUGUUAGCGCUCAGUCAUCAACAAAACUUACUACCUUAUACUAUUGCGCUGGUGGCUGCACUCACAGUACCAGAGGUCAUGAGUGGUAAGCCCGACAGUUGGCCUGCUACUGGCAACACUUUGCUAUUGGGAGAUCCUGGAAUUUUACUACGAGCUGUGGGCGCGGCUGAAUUUGCCCAUGUUAAAGGCGAAGAAGAAUUGUUUUGUGCCAAAUAUGGGCUUAGAGAAAAGGCAGUGAAAGAAAUCCGCAAAAUCAGGAAACAGUUGACAAGUGAAAUUAAUCUAAGCGUGUCUGGCGUGAACGUGUCUGUCGAUCCAGAAAUGAAACCGCCAGAAGAUAGCCAGGCUAGGUUAUUGCGGCAGCUGCUUUUGAGUGGUCUGGGGGACCAAGUGGGCAGAAAGAUUGGCUUACAUGAAGUUAAAGAAGGUGAAGAUAAAAGAAAAUACAAAUACGCCUACCAUUGCGGUGAACUUGAGGAACCAGUGCAUCUACAUUCCGAGUCGAUAUUACGAAAGACCAUACCCGAGUGGGUGGUGUACCAGGAGUUGUAUGAGACUGGAGGAGAAGAAAAGAGAAAGAUGGUGAUGAGGAAUGUGGCUGCGAUUGAACCGGAGUGGCUUCCUAUAUAUGUACCGCAUUUGUGUAAUUUGGAGCCCUUGUCGGAACCGGAGCCUAGGUUUGAUGAGAAGAGUGGUCGAGUGAAGGGUCAUUAUAAAGGGACCUUUGGGAAAGCCUGUUGGGAGUUGCCAUCCAGUGAAAUUGAUUAUCCCGAUAAAAUUGACCGGUAUAGAUGGUUCGCCAAAUUCCUGUUAGAAGGCUCCGUAUUUCCUAAACUAAAGAAGUAUGCGCCGUCCCUUCUAUCUCCACCCUCUACCAUGAUCAAAAGUUGGUCGAAGUUGCAGCCACGAACUGAGAUACUGCUUAAAGCCCUCGCUGCCAGGCAUUGUGGUACGAGGGAUGAGGCCAAGAUAAUGUGGCAGGAACAAUCCAAAUAUCUUCUUGAUGAAUAUUUAAAAUGGCUGCCUGAGUCUGCGCAUAAUGAAGUCAGCUUAUUUUGGCCUCCACUAUGA